AUCGAUUCGAGUACGGCUAAGGCUUUGUGGUUCAUCACUGGAUCUUGUGUCCCACAAGAUCCUGGCACUGGUUGAUUCUUCGCACCGUCACACAACCACCAGUCAAGUCAAGACGUUGGCGUCUAACGUUGGACAAAGUCCGUGCCAGGAGUUGGUUCCCGUCAUCCCGCGUCAACAUGCAACCGUAUCUGGCUCGUCCCGGUAUGGAAACCGGAGUCUUUUACAUACCCAUAGCAAACCUGCCUUUCGACACAAACUGGAGGCAAUUCAAGGAUUGGCUUCGCGAAGGUUGUGUGGUUGAUCAUGUUCAAAUCUUUGGACCUAGUACGUCUGGCUGGAUUAGGGUGAUGGGCCAACACAAUUUCUACGGUGCCUGUGAUCGCCUGAAGGAGGGCGUGUUCCACGGCAGGCGGAUCAUGUUUGACGAUCGUAACAUGUCAAACCCCAUCAUGAUCAAGGAUGUCGAGGUAAACGAACAUUCAGCAUCUACACAAGCGAAAUCGCGGAGACCCGAAUAUCCAGCGACAAACUAUCAGCAGACUGGUCCGUAUUCGUAUGAUUCCUAUCCAGAAGCAUCGUGUUCUCAGUGGGAUCAGAAUAGUUGUGGUUUUCGUCGAGACUACAGCACUCAACAGCCAGCCAUGUGUUAUGCAGACGACGGUUUUAGUACGGGCACGUACUCUACUUCCUCUGGCCAAACCAAUACCGCCUUCCGGACCCCAGAUACUGCACGAAGCGCUGCCGAAGCACUCGGCGUAAAGGACUGGAUGAGCUAUAAGAGUGACGCAUGUUUUAUUAGCGAAGGAAUCACCGGCGGACAGCCCCAAAAGCCGGUUUCUCGUCCAAAGAAGAACGGCGACCCGGCAAAAAAGAAAAGAUCGAUCGAGAAGUCAAAAACAUCGGCAACGCCUAGCUCGAGUAGUAGUCGGCCAUCAGGCGACUCGCCAUCUUCUCAUCAAUCGCAAGUACAAAAGCCAUCUGGGCCGGUAAUUGCUCGCGGCAGCAAACCUCAUUCUCUAUCAAAGUCUAAGGAGAAAAAAGGGUGAUAGGAAGGUACCCUGCCAGUGUUAUCAACCACUGAAUGCGCAUCAGACGACAUAUCCCCAAACGCUCGAUGCAUGGUGCUUCUGUUGAGAUGGAAUUUUUCUGUUUUACUCUUGCACUUGCAAGAGUUUUC
Molecule: messenger RNA, 1177 nt
Organism: Colletotrichum acutatum
Lineage: Eukaryota; Fungi; Ascomycota; Sordariomycetes; Glomerellales; Glomerellaceae
Exons: 4
Coding region: 177-1046 (289 amino acids)
Source: RefSeq, a predicted model, not a curated record